AUGGGGUUUCUGAGCAUAAUGGGUAAUUCCUUUGGGUGCUCGGCCUCCGGGGAGCGUCUCGUCUCCGCGGCGAGGGAUGGUGAUCUCCAAGAAGCUAAGGCCCUCUUGGAGUACAAUCCCCGCCUCGCCCGGUACUCCACCUUCGGCGUUCGCAAUUCGCCGCUGCAUUACUCGGCGGCGCAGGGCCACCACGAGAUCGUCUCUCUGUUGCUCGAGUGCGGUGUCGAUAUAAAUCUCAGGAAUUUCAGGGGCCAGACCGCUUUAAUGCAAGCUUGUCAAUAUGGUCACUGGGAGGUUGUACAGACUCUUAUGCUCUUCAGAGCCAAUAUUCACAGGACGGAUUAUCUCAAUGGCGGAACCGCUCUUCACUUUGCAGCCCUAAAUGGUCACUCUCGCUGUAUCCGUCUUCUUCUUGCCGAUUUUGUGCCUAGCAUUCCUCACUUUUGCAAUAUUAUGAGACAGAAAUCGACAGAAGAAGUUUGUAUUGUAGACUUUGAUGACGACGCCUUAGACACGAUAGUCAACAGAAAAGCCGACGGGGGCAUCACUGCGCUCCACAUGGCGGCUCUAAAUGGGCAUGGUGAUGCUGUGCAGUUGCUAUUGGACCUGGGCGCUCGUGUCUCCGAGGUCACAGUGGAGGACGGGACAACAAUUGACUUGAUAGGUGCGGGGAGCACGCCACUUCAUUAUGCUGCUUGUGGAGGAAACGCCGUGUGUUGUCAAAUUCUCAUUGCCAGAGGAGCCAACUUGAAUGCUGAAAAUUCUAAUGGUUGGACUCCAUUGAUGGUCGCUCGAUCAUGGCAUAGAAAUUGGCUCGAGGGCAUUUUAAGCAGGCAGCCAGAAGCCCGAAUACUUACUCCUCCAUCUCCCUACCUAUCUCUCCCUCUUAUGAGUAUCAUGGGCAUCGCGAGAGAGUAUGGAUGGAAAAGUACAGAUCUCUCACCUGCAUAUAUCGACCCAUGUGCUGUCUGCUUGGAACGGAGAUGCACCGUAGCUGCAGAAGGUUGCAACCACGAGUUCUGCACGAGAUGCGCCCUCUACCUGUGCUCCACCAACAGCACCUCGAUCACUGUGCCGGGCCCGCCGGGCGCGAUACCGUGCCCUCUCUGCCGCCACGCGAUCGUGUCCUUCAUCGCGCUCCCUGGCAUGACGAGCCCUGUACGUGAGCUGCCUAGGACGAGCCUCUCCCUGUCCCUGUGCACCACGUGCCCUGCCGUGAGCUCGGAUUCAGACGGCUCGUCCUCCUUCCGGUCCCUCAGUUGCCAGAGGUUCCCUUCUGUGAAGCUUAACACGACUUUUUGCAUGGGCGACCCCGACACAAGCCCGUGCCUCAUAAGGUGCUCAAGGUCGGGAUCGAGCCUGCGACGAUCGGCCUCUCAAGGAGAGAGCAGCAGGAGGUCGUGGCUAAUCACCGUCAACCAAAUCGCAGCUACUACCGGUGGCAUCUGAACUCUUCUCUAUUCCUCGUAUUUUGGGUCUUUCGCCCGCCUGUUUUUGCGGUUUUCUCGACCUAUGUGUGCUUGCCGCGUGGACCUGUCUCUCGCCGAAAUGCCUGCUGCCGAAAUUUGUCGUCGAUGCGAGUAGUGCAUUCGCGCAUUGUGGGGUUUGUAUAUAUUGGACUAUUUUCUAAUGUGAUGCUGUAUAUGAUGUGGAACAUGAGGAGGCCGCCGCCGCAGCCGCUGCCGCCGUGUUGAUUUAUUUAUCCGCCGUGUUGAUUUAUUUAUUUAUUAUUUAUAAACCGGAGAUGCUCUGAUCUUCUAUUUUCUGGAAUGAAAUGACCAGAGUUUUAUCUCAGGAGCUUUAGUUCUCAGAAGAGUUAAACAGCCUUUUCUUCA
Messenger RNA from Ananas comosus (pineapple), 1835 nucleotides. RefSeq names its product probable E3 ubiquitin-protein ligase XBOS32. The record is from RefSeq and is a predicted model, not a curated record. Gene Ontology annotation, molecular function: protein binding. The transcript is spliced from 10 exons. The coding region runs from base 1 to 1449 and encodes 482 amino acids. Lineage: Eukaryota; Viridiplantae; Streptophyta; Magnoliopsida; Poales; Bromeliaceae.